AUGGGCAAGCCGAGCAUUUUAGAUGGCCAAUGUAGUGACUAUAAUAGAAGUUAUCUAUCAAACUUUUCCAUGUAUAUUGAAAAGAGUAAAUUGUACUUAGAGAUGGAUAUUAUAACUCCACUGCAAUCGGGUGUUAAAAUGGAUAUCGAGUUUAUGCUCCGCUGUCAAACAGCCAUGGGUUGUCAGAGGGUCUUUCAAUAUUCUCUGGAUAUGUGCAGUUUGUUGAGUGCCCAAAAGAAUAAUAUUUUCAAGAAAUGGUUCUCCACAUUCUUCAAGUAUGGCAAUUUCAAUCGUUUUUGCCCAGUGUUGCCCAAGCAUUAUUAUUUAAAAGGUUAUUCCAUAGAUGAUGUGUUUAUACCAACAUUUUUCUAUGAUGGCCUAUAUCGUUUAUCGUUUCGUAUGAUCCAGCAUAAGGAUCAUGGCAAAAGAAGAGAUUUUAUCAUAGCAUGUACCGCAGAUUUUUUUGGGACUCAUUAUAAAGUUAUCGUUGCGCUGAAAAUGUUGAAAUAUUUAAUAAUUCUUUCUCUACUCGUGGUCUAUACGCAAGCGACAGGCGAAUGUAAUUUUUCUCGCAAAUAUUUUAACAACUUCACAUUAACCAUUAAAAAUAAUACGGUCUCAAUGGAUAUGAUAACGAUUAGGCCAUUUACACGAGGGUUUAGGGCUCUGAUUGACUUUCAAAUCAGUUUGGGCAAUUCCAAGAACUAUCAACGCGUUUUUGCCCAUAUUCUUGAUGUUUGCAGUAUUGUCUCUUCGGUUAGAAGUAAUAUAUUCAAAAGUUGGUUCGAAAGUAUGUUGCAACAUGGCAAUUUCAUGUACAAUUGUCCAGUGACUGGAGGUCAUUAUUUUCUACACAAUUGGAAAUUGGAUUCACGCCUUGUGCCGCACUAUAUGUACGCUGGGGAUUAUCGUGUCAAAGCGCAUUUCUUCUAUGGCAAACAUAAAACUAAACAAGAGGAUUUUGUGCUUGAUAUUAUUGUCUAUGCACAAUUAAAGCCUAGUUAA
Drosophila willistoni is the source of this 1005-nucleotide messenger RNA. RefSeq lists its product as uncharacterized. NCBI's taxonomy places the organism in Eukaryota, Metazoa, Arthropoda, Insecta, Diptera, Drosophilidae. The record is from RefSeq and is a predicted model, not a curated record. The transcript has 3 exons. Bases 1 to 1005 code for a protein of 334 amino acids.